GGCACCUCUUCUCCGUAGACUCGAAACCUUAUCGCGCUAGAUAGAGCGCGAAGCCUCACUGCUCGCCUGCUCACGACACAUCGCGAAUGUACGUACGUGUAGAUACACACGUAGAUGGCGUGUGUGUGCGCGCGCAUUAUACAUGUAACGCUUUCCUGGAAAAGUUUGACGGUACAUACACGUAGAUUAUGGUUAAUCUCUCGCACAGGCGCGAUUGUCACGAUGAGACAUCGUUGUAUACCGAAGAGUCCGCGUACCUGUCGUAGCGUGAGGAACCGAGCUAAAACAAAACCGAAAGAUGACAACUUGGCAAGCACCUGGUGCGGGGUUCUAUCCAGGGCAACAAGGUCCGUAUCCCCAACAGAACCCCGGAUAUCCACCAGUGCAGGAGGGCUAUCCGUACCCUCAACAGAAUCCAUAUCCACCGCCUUAUUCUACUGAUCCACCAGGUCCAGGAUUUAUACACCCUCCACCGGGUGUGCCACCGUACGGUCAGCCACCGCCACCGCCAGUCGGUCCUGAAUUCGGAGGAGCACCGCCAUCAGCAGGGAUGUAUGGAUCCGGUUACGCGGAGGACCCUCUGCAGGAUGAGGUCAAGGGGUUCGAGUUUAACGACAAAACCAUUAGGAACGGCUUCAUUAGGAAAGUAUACAGUAUCCUGAUGUGUCAGCUCCUCAUUACACUCGGGAUGAUCACUCUGUUCCUCUAUCAUAAACCAACGCAACAGUGGGUCAGACAACAUACAGAAUUGUUUUGGAUCGCCUUCGCCGUAACCAUCGUUCUGAUCAUAUGUAUGGCCUGCUGUACCAACGUGAGACGCAAAGCUCCGAUGAACUUUAUAUUCCUGUUCCUCUUCACGGUGGCGGAAGCCUUCCUGCUGGCCACGGCUGCCUCGACUUACAAGUCCGAGGAAGUGAUGCUGGCCGUCGGGAUCACGGCAGCGGUUUGUCUAGGAUUGACAAUAUUCGCGUUUCAGACGAAGAUCGAUUUCACCGGAUUAAGCAGCGUCCUGUUCGUCGCCAUAUUAAUAUUGCUUAUUUUCGGCAUCAUCGCGAUGAUCUGGCCGGGAAGAACGAUGACUUUGGUCUAUGCGUCACUCGGCGCGCUGAUAUUCUCUCUAUAUCUAAUCUACGACACGCAAAUGAUGAUAGGCGGAAAGCACAAGUACUCGAUCUCGCCGGAAGAGUACAUCUUCGCCGCGUUAAGCCUCUACCUAGAUGUCAUUAACAUCUUCAUCUACAUCCUGACUAUUAUCGGCGCCUCGCGGGACUAAUCGCGCUGCAAUACCUUUUUCAAUACUUUGACUUAUUGUGUUACAAUUACUACGGGACACACAGUCAGCUUUUACUUAUCGCCGUCCGGUUGCUCCGGGUUCUCCGCGAAUAUCGUCUUGAUGAGCGCGCGCACUGUAGAUGAGCAAACGAUAACGCGCAAAAAGGACAUAAUAUUGGCAAAACUUUGAUUUCUAUGGAGAUAGCUUUUACAUAUUUACAAAGAUUGAUGUACACGAACAGCACGCUUUGGACUCCGAAGCCUUUUGUCUAGUUCCGUAAGCCAUAACUACAGACAAAGUAUUUCCUAUCAUCUUGAAGAGGUAACUCGAUAACUUGUAAUAAUUCUUGUAAUUCUUCUUGGUUUGGCAGUUAUUAAGAUUGUCGUCAUCACGAUAGCUUUCCGUUCCCUUUCCUUAUUCGUGGUUGAGUAUUUAUUUUAUUUUUAAUUCCCUUUUGCUGCAUUAUUUCGAUAAGUGUAUAACGUAAUCAUUGUCGGAAACGUUCAUUAGAAAGAUGAGAAGAUUAAAUCUUUGUAUCUAUCUAUUUUUCUUUAACGGAUCCUUUUUUAUGUGAUCAGUAGGUGUAUACAUAUAAUUAAAAAUAUCGAUUAUUAAUACAUAAUUAUUAUAAAUAUUAUAUAUAUGUCUCUUAGUGUAAUAAAAAAAACCCGAUAUUAGUUAUACAUAUAUAGUAUUGUAUUAUCUGAACUUGACUGUAACUCCAGGCAACCCAAAAAAGAUACCUGCAACCUGCGGGGUUGCCCGUAUACAUAUAUACAUACAUAUUUAGAUGCUCGAGAUUGUGUUUAUUCUUUGUUCAUGUUUGAAUAAUAAAAACAUACGAUUAUUCUCCAGUA
This is a messenger RNA of Ooceraea biroi (clonal raider ant), 2130 nucleotides long. It is a transcript of the gene Lfg, whose product is annotated as Glutamate NMDA receptor-associated protein 1 lifeguard. The record is from RefSeq and is a predicted model, not a curated record. Gene Ontology annotation, cellular component: membrane. NCBI's taxonomy places the organism in Eukaryota, Metazoa, Arthropoda, Insecta, Hymenoptera, Formicidae.